This is a messenger RNA of Apaloderma vittatum (bar-tailed trogon), 783 nucleotides long. RefSeq names its product laminin subunit alpha-2-like. Gene Ontology annotation, biological process: axon guidance. The transcript is spliced from 4 exons. NCBI's taxonomy places the organism in Eukaryota, Metazoa, Chordata, Aves, Trogoniformes, Trogonidae. Gene Ontology annotation, cellular component: basement membrane. The record is from RefSeq and is a predicted model, not a curated record. The coding region runs from base 1 to 783 and encodes 260 amino acids. Gene Ontology annotation, molecular function: extracellular matrix structural constituent.
AUGGAAGAAUACUGUUUAGGAAGGACAGGCAGGGCAGACAAGGAGAGGCUGUUGCACAAUCCAAAGCACAGACAAAGGCUGGGCAAUGAGUCCAUUGAGAGCAGCCCUGGAGAGAAGGACUUCAAGGUGUUGGUGGGUGAAAAAAUCAAUAUAAGCCAGGAAUGUGUGCUCACAGUGAAGAAAGGCAGUCGCAUCCUGGGGUGCAUCAAGUGUGGCCAGCAGGUUGAGGGAGGGUUGUUUCCCGCCGUGCUGAACCUGGCUACUAAUGCUCUCAUCACAACCAAUGCUACCUGUGGAGAAAAGGGUCGGGAAAUGUACUGCAAACUUGUUGAACAUGUGCCUGGGCAGCCUGCAAGGAACCCUCAGUGCCGUAUUUGUGAUCAAAGGAGCAGGGUACCACAUCAACGACAUCCAAUAACAAAUGCCAUUGAUGGCAAGAACACUUGGUGGCAAAGCCCUAGUAUCCAGAAUGGAAUUGAAUAUCAUUAUGUGACCAUUACAUUGGACCUCCAACAGAUUUUCCAGAUUGCAUAUGUUAUUGUGAAAGCAGCUAACUCACCUCGACCUGGGAAUUGGAUAUUAGAGCGCUCGCUGGAUGGUGUAAACUAUCAACCAUGGCAGUAUUACGCUAUCACAGACAGUGAGUGCCUGACACGCUACAACAUUCAUCCCCGUCCUGGAACUCCAUCCUAUAUUAAAGAUGAUGAAGUCAUAUGCACUUCUUAUUAUUCAAAAAUUCAUCCUCUGGAGAAUGGAGAGGUAAGAUCAGAUGUUGUUCUGUGA